Molecule: messenger RNA, 4280 nt
Organism: Scleropages formosus (Asian bonytongue)
Lineage: Eukaryota; Metazoa; Chordata; Actinopteri; Osteoglossiformes; Osteoglossidae
Gene: slc35b2
Product: solute carrier family 35 member B2
Exons: 5
Coding region: 214-1545 (443 amino acids)
Biological process (GO): 3'-phosphoadenosine 5'-phosphosulfate transport; transmembrane transport
Cellular component (GO): Golgi membrane; endoplasmic reticulum membrane
Molecular function (GO): 3'-phosphoadenosine 5'-phosphosulfate transmembrane transporter activity
Source: RefSeq, a predicted model, not a curated record
CAUUAAUGUCGCUGGUGGCUGCGACCUCCUCCCUCUCAGCUGAGUACUGGGAAGGCGAAUCUGUGCCUGAGAGAUCGCAGGCGAUUUAUGAUUCGUGGACGCCGAGAAAGGGGUGUUGUGUCCAUGCCCAGCUGUGGUCCCUGUGGCCGACGUGUCCGGAGGUUGUGAGUCGCCAGGUGUUCGCGGUGCACAGGAGGGCUCGGCAGGGGCAAAAUGGCCUCUUGCGCGCGGAGGCCUUGGUUGCAGCUGCUGCCGCCACUGCUGCUCCUCCUCCUCCUGCCCCUUCUGCCAGUGGUUGCAGCUGCUGAACAAGAGCCACCCCUGGCCAAGAACUGGCAUGACUUCUGGCUCUUUCGCUUCUUGAUCAACAUUCUGGGCUAUGCAACGAUCAUUGUUCCUGGCUACAUUCUCAUUAAGUAUUUUAAGAAGAUAAAUUACCUAGAAACAGGUCGCGGAAUUUGUUUCCCUGUUAUAAAAGCUUGUGUAUUUGGAAAUGAAUCAAAAUCCAGUCUCCUGGAUGAGGUUUCCACAGCCCCCAGAAAUGAGUCGGAAACUGCCUCGUCAACCAGACAGGCUUUAAAGUUGUUCUUUUGCGCAGCUGGGCUUCAGGGUUCCUACUUGACUUGGGGUGUCCUACAAGAACGGGUCAUGACGCGCUCUUAUGGAGCAACCGACACAGAGGAGGGAGAAAAGUUCUCAGACUCCCAGUUCCUCGUCUUCAUGAACCGCAUCCUGGCCCUGACCGUAGCUGGACUGUGGUGCGUCCUGUUCAAGCAGCCCCGUCACGGUGCCCCCAUGUUCAAAUAUUCCUUUGCCUCGCUCUCUAACAUCCUGAGCAGCUGGUGCCAGUAUGAGGCCCUGAAAUUCAUCAGCUUCCCCACACAGGUCCUUGCUAAGGCCUCCAAGGUCAUCCCUGUGAUGCUCAUGGGGAAAAUUGUGUCACGCAAGAGCUAUGAGUACUGGGAGUACUUCACGGCUGUGCUGAUCUCCAUUGGUGUCAGCAUGUUCCUCUUGUCCAGCACCACAGCCAAGCAUCCCUCCACAGUUACCACCUUUUCAGGCGUGAUCAUCCUUGGUGGCUACAUCAUGUUCGACAGCUUCACCUCCAACUGGCAGGACAACCUGUUUAAGUACAAGAUGUCCUCCGUACAGAUGAUGUUUGGGGUGAACCUCUUCUCCUGCCUCUUCACUGUGGGCUCACUGCUGGAACAGGGAGCCUUUUUUGAGUCCAUCGCUUUCAUGAUGCGCCACUCAGAAUUUGCCUUCCAUGCCAUACUGCUGUCCAUCUGCUCUGCUUGUGGCCAGCUCUUCAUCUUCUACACCAUCGGCCAGUUUGGUGCUGCCGUCUUCACCAUCAUCAUGACCCUGCGACAAGCCAUUGCUAUUCUGCUUUCCUGCUUUUUGUAUGGCCAUGCCAUCACUAUAGUGGGGGGCUUUGGUGUGGCCGUGGUGUUCAUUGCCCUCUUUCUGAGGGUCUAUGCCAGGAGCCGUAUGAAGAGGAGCAAAAAGCCAGCUGCAAACCAGUCACAAGUCCAAAAAGUGUAGGCAGAGGAACUCUGUUCAGACACCACGUUUUCUGUGGUGGGUGUUUUUUUUUGUUGUGAAUUGCAUUUAAACUUUUCCUUUUUUUUUAAAAAAAAAAAAAAACAAAAGGGUUUUUACUUUGUAUAGUAACGGUACAGUAAGGGAAAAAAAUAUAUCUGUAAGAUGUAUGACUUAACAAUUUUGCAUCAAAUGGUUAGUUUAAAAUGACACAAGAGAAUGUGUUUACUCAGAUUAAUGGGGGCUCAUGUCAUUGAACUUGGUACUUUUCAGAGAUACGUGGAUAUUUGUGAAUGUCAAGGAAGAAAAGUGUAUGUUCCCCAAUGUUCAAGUCUUUUCUUUAAAUAAUGGAAUGUUUAUUGUGACUUUUUCAGAUUAACAACAGUUGAUGUUAACUGUGGGAUUAAAAUUAUACACUUAAAGCAUUAAGUACUAAACAUGAAAAGCAAAAUGUUGUGCUUGUUGCCCAAGAACAUAUUGGCAGAUGGCCUAGCCUGCUGGAAUCUGUGCUCAAGAAAAUGAGAUCAAAUGCAAACAAAACAUUUGUGAUGCAUAGAAAUGUUGGUUGAACAGUAGCUCUUAAGUAAAACACUGAUAAAGUGUGAAUGAGAAGCUGAGCUGUAGUUGGUCGGUAUAAUUUGAGUUUUAAGUCACGUUUAUCCUUUAGCAAGGAAACUGAUACCAGCUGUAGCACAGAAAUGCAGUAUAUAGAAAAUAUAUUUUAAAAAUGACUAAAUCCAUAAUGUACAGUUUUUUUUAAUGGUAGGUUGGCAAGAGUUUAUCCCCUUGUGGCUUGUUCGGAAUAUCCUAUAUUUGAACUGUAUCAACUCUUGCUCAGUUCUGCUAGACUAAAAAGACAAAGAUGGCAUUUACACAAAUCCCUGCUUCAAAACUGCCUUAACUUUUAAGCAGUUUCACUCACCACGCUGUAUUCGUUAUGACCAAUGUAGAUUUUUAUUUUUUGCUUUGGAAUUGAGUAGCUCUUUAGUGCUUGUUGAGUGUUUUGUCUACUUUAAACAUAAAAUGCACUAAAGCAUUUGCUGAUUAGGGUGGGUUGGAUGACUCCAUAAAAGAGGUCAUUUAUGUUUUUUGCUAAAAUCAGUGUUCUUUUGUUGUAAGGGUCAGGUCUGGGUUCUCCUCUUACUGUUCUAAACAGAAGUGGUGUUGAUGCUGAUGUCUCUUGCACCUGUAUGCCAGAGGACCAUAGUUAGUUUUGCUUGACAUUGUACCUAUGGGUAUAUAUGCCAAGCGGAUAAGGACAACGGAUAAGCUUAUAUCAGAACAAAAAUUUAGCAUUCAGAUUCAUGAUUUAGUUUCUUUCCCCCUUAAGAUGCUACAUGUUUCUUUAGAUUUACCUGGUUCAUUACCAACCUGGAGUUCUCCAGGUCUUCAGCUGAGACUAUGUGGCCUUUUGCGGUUAAUACACAGCUCUCCGGCCCUGUGUUUGCGAUUUGCACGCAAGUGACACCCAUUUGCAGCAACAGAAUUAAAUUGAAACUUUGUUUGGAACCUUGUAAUAAAUGCCUACUUGUAAGGACCAAAUUUUUUUUAUAGUGAAAUCUGGCUUACCUCAUUGCUUUUGUCUGCAGUAAUCAGGGUAGUUGCAGUGCGUGUUGGAGAACAACUUCGAAGGAGGGCAUCGAAUGAUGUUUGCAAUACUCUAAAACACUCUAAUGCAUGCUUUUCUAAAAGCCAAAGACUCAGUACUGCAGGACACAACCGACUCUGCUCUCCAUUCUGCCCUACAGUUGCAUGGGUUUUACACUGCCCACAAAGUCAGAUUUGAAUAACUAUCCCUCUGUUAGUAUGUGUUGUAUUUCCAGACAUCACUUUUUUUCUAGCAAACCCUGAGCUUUCAUUUUGCUGCACAUUAGAUCAUUUCACAUCGCAAGGUGUGCUGAAUUCCCAGUGGAUCUUGUCAGCGGUGUGUUUAACUGUGCUGUGUCACUGAAACACUUAGCUGGAUGGCAUGAGCUUUAGUGCUCCUGUCCAUGGGUUCAGAUACAGUAAAAACUCUCAGGUCCAGUAAAAACACCUGAAACUUAAGUUAGAGUCCAAAUUGGAAUGUAAUCGAUCUCAUUUCACCAGUGAAAACUGCUUAUUAGUACUACUUUUAACGUAAGCACUCCAUGGACUAAAUAUGCCUGGAGAGCCCUUGUUGGCAGCCUAUGCCCUAGGAAGGGUGGAAGGCUUUGAUGAUGAUGACUCCAUGCACUAACUUCGUACUAAAAUUUGUUUUGUUCCUUUUCACUGCCAAGUUGGUGACCAUUGACGUUGCCUUUAGUGGCUAUGCGCACAAGGCAAUGCACAAUGCUUAUGGUGUCUCUGUGUUGGUUCCUCCUCUCGUUGCCUUCUAGAAAGAGCACCACAGCUUUGCGUGUUGGCCUAGUGAUUUUAAUUGCUGAGAUCUGUUGUAAGCCUUCUAUGGCUCUCUGCUUGUGUUCUUCAAGGGUGUGCGUUUUCCCUACAUUCACUUUUUUUUUUUUUUAUUGUUGAUCCCUCACCAGUGGUCUGUGGAAAUGCUUCAGUGAAAAAGUAAUAUUUGUAACAUGUAAUUUUUUUUUUAAAGUGGCCUAAUGAAGUGUAAUGACAGCUUUGACAUGUGAAGGAAGAGCAACAUAGUUGGCAUCAGAAUGCAUACAAGGGAAAUGAAUGCAUUACAGGUACUCCAGUUUUUAUGUUAGUAUUUUUUUAGAUGGUUCAAUAAAGGUAUUUAAAUGAAAAUUUCUCAUUGUGUC